AUGUUGCCGUACCAAGCGGUAGCCAUGGACUAUGCGGUGGCUUCCGCUAGUUUUCAUCAUCAUCAACGGCCUGGUGGGCUGCCCGGAGUGAUGGGCCUUUCCGGACCUGGGCCCGGACUCAAUCCAGGCCUGAACCCGGCCUUCACUCAUUCCUGGUUCGUACAGACAAGCCCGGAUAUCUGUCGGCAGCAACAAGCAUCCAACCAAUCGCAUCUCGAACCUGGUAUUCUCGAACUGCGAAAGGAGAAGAGUCGUGAUGCGGCGCGCUCUAGACGUGGGAAAGAGAAUUAUGAGUUCUACGAACUGGCGAAGAUGCUACCACUACCCGCCGCAAUCACCAGUCAGCUAGACAAAGCGUCCAUCAUCAGACUGACCAUAAGCUACCUCAAGUUAAGAGACUUCUCCGGUCAUGGCGACCCGCCGUGGAGCCGCGACCCACCGCCUACGAGUAAGGCGCUUAAAGGCGCUCAAAGCAGGCGGACGGCUGCUGGCCUCGCUAUGGAGCUGUUCGAGCAGCACCAAGGCACACAUAUACUCCAGUCUCUCGAUGGAUUCGCACUAUCUGUAGCGGCCGACGGGAGGUUCCUGUACAUAUCUGAAACUGUCUCAAUAUAUUUAGGAUUAUCACAAGUAGAAAUGACGGGUAGCAGCAUAUUCGAUUACGUGCAUCAAAACGAUCACGCAGAGAUCGCAGAGCAGUUGGGACUAUCACUGGCUGGAAGAGGGAGUACCACUGGCUUGAACAGCCCCGCAUCAGGGAGCGAAGAGGGUAGCCAGCACGGCACCAAUAAUCCUGAUGUAUCAUCACAAAUGAGCCUCGCUGCAAGUGGCGUCUUGUUCAGAGGCAUGGAUCGAGCCUUCUGCGUAAGGAUGAAGAGUACACUCACUAAGCGUGGCUGUCAUUUUAAGUCAUCUGGAUACAGGGUGGUACUGAUGCUGUGCCGUCUUCGACCGCAGUACACGUUUUCCCACAGUCGCAAGUCACCACCAGCCCUUCUAGGAAUGGUAGCACUUGCGAUCGCUCUACCACCGCCAUCAGUUCACGAGAUUAGACUCGAAUCGGAUAUGUUCGUCACGAGGAUUAACUUCGACUUCCGAAUAGCGCAUUGUGAACCCAGCAGGGUGUCGGAACUCCUUGGGUACACCGCUGAAGAACUCACCGGGAAAAAUCUCUACGCGCUCUGCCACGGCGAAGAUGCCAAUAAACUAAGAAAAUGCCAUGUAGAUUUAAUGAACAAAGGGCAAGUGUUAACGCAUUAUUACCGGGUGAUGAACAAGCUGGGAGGGUACACUUGGAUGCAGACGUGUGCCACCGUCGUCUGCUCGUCCAAAAACGCCGAAGAACAAAAUAUCAUUUGCGUUAAUUAUGUCAUCAGCGGACGCGAAUAUCCCAAUACGGUAAUGGACUGCUGCCAGUUAGAAGAAAGUGUCCAAGGAGUGAAACGUGAAGAAACAACUGGCGACCCAGAGAACGGACCACCAGACGCUGACACUCCAGGAGCUCCACCUCCACCGCCACGCCAUACCACAGAAAGAACCGAAGCAUCGACCAACUCUGAAUCUGCUUCAACUGUACCACCAACAUCAGAUGUAACACACCUAACUAGACUUAACGACACCCAGCCAUUACCUCUCCAUACUAACACAGAAAGAACCUCACCGAUGCCGGCAAGAAGACUGAAAAAACGAAAGCACACUACCGACUGUGAAGAAGACACAGAAAGAGACGAAGACAGACGGAAGAGCAGUUCCAAUCCCGGCGCAGCAAUAUCUCCCGCUGAAAGAGACAUGACGAAAACAAACCUAGCAAUGCCAGAAGGGACUAGUGAUGCAACUUCAGUGAGAGACUUGGAGAAUGCAAUGUCCAAACAUUUGCCAUCGUUGGACGGUAAGGAAAUUUCGCAUAGGCCAACUGACUUUUCCACGGACGCUCUACUAAAGCAGCAACAACAGAAAUCAACGAUUCAAUGGAUAGGCGCACAAAAUCAUCACCUAAACCACCUCAAUCGACAGAUACCUGGCAACCACACCCCGAAUCCAGCGUCGGCGUUAUUAAGACAACUUUAUGCGAACAGGGAGAGCGUUAUCCGUAGUAACUUCUUGGGGGAUGGAAGGGGUGGUGGAUAUUACUCCAGUGACGGUCAGACUGGACCACUCCCCACACCACCAGGAAGUGAAGGAUCGGGUUAUGGAGAGCAACUCGGUCAUAAAAGCACCGAAAUCGGGUCCCUAGCUUACACCAGUUACGGUGAUUACCAUUCGACAAUGACCCCACCCGGAUCAGUUUCUCCUAGAGAUAAACAGCAAUAUGCAAUAUCAUACGAUAAUAGCGCUUAUUCCGAUGCAUUAAGGCAUUCGUAUUUGGGUGAAGCUCCUUUACCGUUAAAGCCCCAAGCCUAUUCGGCAGUUCCAGGGGCGUUAGAUUAUGCGUCCCCAUUAGAUCAAUCUCAGUUUUUCCAUCCACCAUCAUCAUUCCAUCUCUAUCAUCCCCAAGCGCAUUCUACGCAUCCAUCUCAUUCGCACCAACCAGUAGAUAAGACAGCGCCACCAAAUACAAAUUGGUACUCCGCUGGGUCAUAG
Molecule: messenger RNA, 2580 nt
Organism: Parnassius mnemosyne (clouded apollo)
Lineage: Eukaryota; Metazoa; Arthropoda; Insecta; Lepidoptera; Papilionidae
Source: the annotation of a GenBank genome assembly